Molecule: messenger RNA, 1890 nt
Organism: Ustilago hordei
Lineage: Eukaryota; Fungi; Basidiomycota; Ustilaginomycetes; Ustilaginales; Ustilaginaceae
Exons: 1
Coding region: 1-1890 (629 amino acids)
Cellular component (GO): mitochondrion
Molecular function (GO): GTPase activity; GTP binding
Source: RefSeq, a predicted model, not a curated record
AUGCUGCGGUCGCUAUUCAGGAUAGCUCGGAUGGUAAGCCUACAAAUACAACCACCAACAAUAGCUUCGAGCAGCAAGAUCGCAUCAACCUCGAUAGCGAGCCAUCACCAUCACAUCGACUAUCGUUCAUUCAGCUCAUCAACCCCUUCCCACAAUGUCGUCCAACCGGCCUCCCUCGAGUCUAGCUCCGAAACUUCAACACUACCGACAAGCAGCAUCAGCCCUCCAUCGGUCUCAACCUCGUUCGUCCCACGUCAAAAAUUCGAACUACCCACAACCACUCCCUCCUGGUAUGCCGGUCACAUGGCGCGGGCGAUCCGCUCAAUGCCAUACCUACUCGCACGCUACCCCCCACCUCUCGUAAUUGAGGCUAGAGAUGCACGACUGCCACUAACCUCAAUCAAUCCGGUGUUUGAAAAGCUGCUUCGCAAGGCACCUACUGCUAAUGACGGACUGGACGGUCUCCCGCAUUGCUCUCCUUCUAGUGGGGCUGGCGUAGACGGCUCAACAUGGCGCACUCGCCGCUUAAUCGUCUAUCUUAAACGUGAUCUCAUAUCUGCCCACGUCGAAAGCUCGAUUCUGUGCGCCCUGCGCGAACGAGAUCCGCUGCAACAGGUCCUUUUCGUAGACACCCGGGUAGAUGCAGAUGUGAAAAAGGUGCUGUAUUGGGUUCAAAAACAAGCACGCAAAAUCUCUUUAGAUGAACAGAUCAGCUGCCCUCCGAGCAAGAAGUCGGAAAAAGCGGAGAAAAGAGCCAAAAAAGGACUUUCAGGAGCAUUCAGGCACACUCCAACACCGGAAGAAGGGGUCAGGUUGUUGAUUUUAGGAAUGCCAAACGUGGGCAAAAGUAGUUUGUUAAAUGCGUUGAGGAGGGUGGGGACGGGAAAGGGCAAGGCGGCUAGUACGGCUCCUCAUCCGGGUCAUACUAGGAAGUUGACUGGUACUGUUAGGAUUAGUAAGGCGGGACCAAGUAAGGUCGAGGCCGAACCAGCGAGAGAGAUGGGUGGAAGGAGGAGUAGGAGGAGUGCAGCAGCGGUGGCGGCGGAAGAGGAGGAAAGAGCAGCUGAGCAGAGUUCAUUUGUCAUUUCCUCAGAUCACAGCGGUGAACGGUCAACAGAAGAAAGCAAAGAUGCAGAAGGAAUCGAGUCGAAGAAAGAGCGAAAAGAUGUGCCAAUCUACGUAUAUGAUACGCCCGGAGUCAUGGUUCCCUUUCUUGGUCAUGGCGCAAGUGGUGCUGAACGUGGGAUAAAACUUGCCAUCACUGCUGGGAUCAAAGAUUCUUUGUUCGAUGUUCAGCUUCUUGCCGACUAUCUCCUGUUUCGUUUAAACCUUGGUGCGCCUGCGUGCUCUUCUGCGGAGGGUGUGGCGGUACCAAGCUACGUCUCGAAUCUCCCGCUCUCGCGCCAAGAAUAUCUCUCAACAUGUGACGACACGCUCGGUCGCACGAAUUCGAUCACUGAACUGCUGUGGCAUGUUGCAGGCAAAGCCCCCGGUUCACUCCGCAAGGGAAAUGUUAGGGAUCUGGACGCAGCAGCGCAAUUCAUGCUCCAACACUGGAGGUUGGGCAAGCUGGCUAGGAAUACAGAGUUGGAUUUGAAUACCGAGGAUGAUGGGGAAAUUAGGAGCAAGGUGAAUGAUUUCUUUGAUAAGGGGGGUGAUGUGCAGGCCACUGAGGGCGUUAGUGCCGCACCUAUAGUCUUGGAGAGGCAGGAGGGGGAAGCGAGCGACGGACAAGGUGCAGAGAGUAGAACACAGCAAAAGAAACAACAAAAGAAGAUGGAUGUUUUGGCGAGAAAGAGAAAGUUGAUGGAUAAAGGCAUUGCUGUUGGCAAGUCGAAAGGCACCAACAAGCCAACGUUCAAGGGCAGGGCCAAGAAGAAGCGCAAGUGA